Messenger RNA from Chiloscyllium plagiosum (whitespotted bambooshark), 830 nucleotides. Lineage: Eukaryota; Metazoa; Chordata; Chondrichthyes; Orectolobiformes; Hemiscylliidae. The record is from RefSeq and is a predicted model, not a curated record.
GAGUCAGUGGGCUGGGUUUAGAGUCUGGAUUUAGAGUCAGUGGGCAGGGCUUAAAGUCAGUGGAUUUAGAGUCAGUGGGCUGAAGGUAAUUCCGUUCACAGAAGGGAAGGAGAAUGGCGUUAGUGCAGGCUGUGGUAUCUGCUGCCUGGCUGGCCAAGGCAAUCAGCAGCGCUAAGGCCGGACCGUUGCGGGUCUUGGACUCCUCCUGGUAUUUGCCAGAAAUGCAGCGGGACGGCAGGAAGGAGUUCAAGGAGAAGCACAUCCCCGGCGCUACCUUCUUCGACUUGGACGAAUGCAGGGACCGCUCUGCCCCUUACGACCACAUGAUGCCCGGACAGGAGCUUUUCUCCCGAUACUUGGCCAACCUGGGCAUCUGCAACGACACCCACGUCGUCAUCUACGAUGCCAGUGAUUUCGGGCUGUACACUGCCCCCCGGGUCUGGUGGAUGUUCCGGGCUUUCGGUCACAGCCGGGUGUCGGUGCUGGAUGGCGGCUUUAUCAAUUGGCGCAGGGAGGGUCUCCCGGUCACUUCGGAACUGCAGGACUACCCCGUGGCUGAGUACAAGGCAAAAACCAAACCCCAGGUCAAAAGUUACCAGGAGAUCCUGGACAACAUCCAGAGCAAACAGUUCCAGCUGGUGGAUGCCAGGCCUGAGGGCAGUUUCAAAGGCACCGAGCCUGAACCCAGAGAAGAGGAGUAUCGGAAGAAAGAGGCUGCAGAUCACACAGAGGAAAAUCUCCAGUACAUACUCAGUGCCAGAUUCCUGACUGAGAGCAAUGUGACUAAACAGCACUGGAUUCUGAAGCUGCGUUAGACAAGGCUGGACAAA